CCAUUGAACUGUCAAGACUCAAGAGUUGACCGCUUGGGAAUUAUCACCGCUCGUCGUCUACAUACUCAAACCACCAUGAACAUCAAAAUGGGUAAGCUUUGCGGGAUCUCUAUUUCUCUCAUCCUCGUCAACUUAGCGACGAUGAUGCAACGAGCAGACGAAAAACUCAUUCCUUCGGUUGCCAAAGAAGUGAAAGAAACGUUCAAUGCAAACCUCUCUGAUAUUGGAUACCUCUCUUUUAUAAGAAACAUUGUUCAAGGAUUUGCCUCGCCUUUAGCUGGUUUAUUUGUCAUCAGUUAUGACCGUCCAACAGUUUUCGCAAUUGGUAGUUUCUGUUGGGUCUUGUCAACUUAUGCAGUUGGAGCUAGCCAGUACUUCAUCCAGGCUACGCUUGGUGUAGCAGUCAACGGGUUUGGACAUGCGAUUGUUUACCCAGUGCUUCAGUCGAUAAUUGCGGAUAGCUUUAAUGAUAGUUCGAGAGGUUUUGGUUUUGGUUUAUGGGGUCUCAUUGGUACGGUUGGAGCUAUAUUUGGAAGCGUCUUGGCAACAGUCAUGGCUGGUCACGAUUUCUUGGGGAUCCCAGGAUGGCGCUGCGCCUUUAUAUUGAUGGCAACGAUGAGUGCGAUCACCGGGGUUCUUGUUUUUCUCUUUGUCACCGACCCGCGGAAAAAGAAAAGUAGCAGCUUUGUUUCUCAUGAUCAUGAACGAGAUGACGAACGAACGGUUCAUAAAACAAAGAACUAUGAUGCUGCAACAAUUAUGAGCUCGGUUUGGACGGAAUCCUGGAUGGCCAUAAAAGAUGUAACCAAAUUACGAACAUUUCAGAUCAUCGUAUUGCAAGGAACCGUGGGUUCGGUGCCAUGGACUGCAAUGGUUUUCUUCACAAUGUGGUUCGAACUCAUUGGUUUUGAUCAUGACCAGGCUGCUAUCCUAAACGGAAUAUUUGCCACCGGACAAGCAAUUGGAUCUUUGGUAGGGGGAAUAAUUGCAGACAAAAUGUCUCGUGUGUUUCCAAACUCGGGCAGAUUGAUUUGCGCACAGUUCAGCGUUUUCAUGGGAGCUAUAUUCUCCAUUGUUCUUCUAAGAAUGAUCCCACAGUCCGUUGACAGCUACUACAUCUUCUUG
Molecule: messenger RNA, 1125 nt
Organism: Camelina sativa (false flax)
Lineage: Eukaryota; Viridiplantae; Streptophyta; Magnoliopsida; Brassicales; Brassicaceae
Biological process (GO): transmembrane transport
Cellular component (GO): membrane
Molecular function (GO): transmembrane transporter activity
Source: RefSeq, a predicted model, not a curated record